AUGGAUUUUUACGAGCAAUUUCUUUCUCAGCGAGAAGCAGGGGAGAAGAUACGCGCCGAUCGUUUUACCGAUCAUCUCUUUAAUGCGCUGUGUCGAGUUGGCGUUCACACUUUUAGAGACGCAGAAGAGGUGCAUAAAGGAGAGGAAAUCUCCAUUGAGCUCAUCAAUACGAUUAAGGAGUCUAUGAUUUCAAUUAUCAUAUUCUCCAAAAAUUACGCCUCCUCCAGUUGGUGUCUUAGGGAGCUCGAGGAGAUACUGAAAUGUAGAAAGCGAGUAAAUCAAACAGUUCUUCCCGUAUUCUACGAUGUGAAGCCUUCUGAUCUCCGUAAACAAACAGGUGGAUUUGUUGAUGCAUUGACUCUACAUCGGCAACGCUUUGGGGACGAACAAGUUAACCAGUGGAAAGAUGACCUAAAGGAGGUUGCAGAUUUUUCGGGUUGGGAUUUGCAGAACGACGCUGACGGGUAUGAAUCAAAAUUGAUUGAGAAGAUUGUAGAAACUGCUCUACAGUUGGUGAAUCGUACAUACUUGAAUGUUGCAAAACACCCUGUUGGAAUUCAUACUCAUGUUAGAGAAAUACUUUCUUUACUGCAAAGUGAACCAAAUGGUGGCGUUCGUGUCAUUGGGAUUUAUGGCAUGGGUGGGGUAGGGAAAACAACCCUAGCAAAAGCCGUAUUUAAUGAAAUUUGUGAAACAUUUGAAGGUAGUUGCUUUCUUGCAGAUGUUAGAUCAAAAUGUUUGGACGGAUAUAGUGCAGGUUUAAGACAUUUACAGACGCAACUUCUUUGUAAAACUCUUGAGACAACUAGAUUUGAUGUUGAUCAUGUUGAUGAAGGAAUUAGUUUGAUCAAAUUAAGACUCGGAUUAAAAAAACUGCUCAUUGUUGUUGAUGAUGUAGACCACGAGAGUCAAUUAGAUGCAUUAGUAGGAGAGCGAGAUUGGUUUGGUUCAGGCAGUACAAUUAUCAUCACAACUAGACAUGUUAAUUUGCUGAAUGGCCCUGGAAAAGAUUAUGAAAAGUACAAAGUUGAAGUGUUAAGCUCCAAGGAAUCUUUGCAACUCUUUAGCUUGUAUGCUUUUAAUAAUCCAAACCCUUCGGAGGCUUUUGUAGAGCUAUCAAACAUGAUAGUGAGUUAUGUUGGGGGGCUUCCUUUGGCACUUACUGUUCUAGGCUCACAUUUUCGGGCAAGAUCAUCAGCUCAAGAAUGGAGGGAUGACUUCGAGAAGUUAAAAAAAAUCCCUCAUGAUGAUAUUUUGAAGAAGCUCGAAAUCAGUUAUAAAGCACUUGAUGAUGAUACUCGAAGAAUCUUUCUUGAUAUUGCUUGCGCUUAUACAUAUGGACAACUCAACAAAGAAGAAAUUCUUAUGAUAUUAAAUAGUUGUGGUUUCCAUGCUCAAAGUGGUAUUUCAGUUUUAAAGGAUAAAUGCCUGUUAACAGAAGGAAGGGUAAAUUUUCAUAUGCAUGGUUUAGUUCGGGAUAUGGGGAGAGCAAUUGCUCACAAGGAAUCUCUUUACCCUGAAAAAAGAAGUAGAUUGUUUUUAUCUGAUGAAGAUUUGGAUGUGCUCUUGAACAACAAGGGCACUGAUUCAAUUCAAACUAUGAGUGUAGAUGUGCAAACGGAUGUGCCUUUGAGUACCAAGAACUUUAUAUGCUUGGAGGUUUUAUGUCUUGAACAUUGUGAGGAACUUAAAAGAGCCCCAAAUUUCACUGGAGCACACAGUCUAAAGAAACUGACUAUGUGGAACUGUUCGAAGUUGGUUAAAAUUUCAGAAUCAAUUGGAGAUUUAAAAAACCUUGUUGAGUUGGACGUGGUACGUUGUAAGAAUCUGAGGGCACUACCAAGUAGCAUUUGCAAGUUGAAAUCUCUUAAAUUUCUUACGAUGCUAGGGUGCCCAAAGAUAAAAGAAUUGCCUGAACUUUCAAUGUGGUUUUCAAGAGACAUGAUUCAACAAUAUUUGUGCAGCUUCAAAGUAAUUGGAUCUUCACCACAUAACACUUUGCCGGUAUAUUUGGAGGAAAAACUGCGCUUUUUAAUGUGUUUUCCAAGUUGGUGUGCUGUUGACUAUGUUUUAAAAUACAAAAGAACAGGUGUUGAGUUGUUGAGUGGUUCAUGGCGAUUAUGCGAUUAUAAAGCAGAGGAUGGUCUUAUGCAGUUCUCACUCUCAGAAUAUGUUUAUUUUACAGAACCCAUAAAAGUAGAAGAACUAGAGCUGUCUAUGGUUUUAUGUCCAUUAAAGCCAGGACUGGAAGAGAAGGUAACUAUUCAUCCAUAUAUAUGUUAUGAAGAAAAAGAUGGUGAUGAGGACUACCUUUUUCCUAUGGAGCCAAACGUGGAGAUAAAGGUUUCCCCUGUUCGCAUAACGCCCCGCUGCCGCCUAGUGAUGCCUCAAACUCUAGGAUGGCUCUUGUGAUGCUAAGAAGCUUGAGAAAA
Messenger RNA from Ipomoea triloba (trilobed morning glory), 2432 nucleotides. RefSeq names its product TMV resistance protein N-like. The transcript has 6 exons. Lineage: Eukaryota; Viridiplantae; Streptophyta; Magnoliopsida; Solanales; Convolvulaceae. The record is from RefSeq and is a predicted model, not a curated record. Gene Ontology annotation, biological process: defense response; signal transduction. Bases 1 to 2412 code for a protein of 803 amino acids. Gene Ontology annotation, molecular function: ADP binding.